This is a messenger RNA of Drosophila gunungcola (fruit fly), 3042 nucleotides long. RefSeq lists its product as uncharacterized. The record is from RefSeq and is a predicted model, not a curated record. The transcript has 7 exons. Lineage: Eukaryota; Metazoa; Arthropoda; Insecta; Diptera; Drosophilidae. Bases 1171 to 2964 code for a protein of 597 amino acids.
UAGCUUCACAUCCAUGCAAACUGCUUACAAUUUUGCGGCUUCAAUCAUUUCAAUAGCAAUAACCAUAAGCAAAACCUGUCGUCCCUCUACCACUACCCUUGAAAAUUAAUCACAGAAGAUGAAAAGUAUGCUAUAUUUUUGCACCAGCCACAAUGAAAUUUCAUUGCUCACCAAAGUAGGCAACCGUUUACUAAAGAAAAUAAGAAACAAGAAGGUUGACCGGGACCUGCGAUUUAUGCAUCUCCUCUUGUUGUUAGAUAGGUGGUCAACUCUCGUAGGCAAACUAAAAUGCAAACGCAAUAAUCUUUAGAAGCAACAAUCAUGUAUGGAAUUUUCAUUAAAGCUAAAGCUGAUGUAAACGUAAAAGUCACAAACCCGAAUCAAUGUAAAUUUAGCUAAAUUAUACACACAAAAAUGACAAAAAAAUGUUUUAUGACAAUAUUUAUACGCUGGUGUUUGAGCUAAUCUAUACUCAUACUUAGGACUAACUAACUUAAACCUAUAAUUACUGAAGCACGCGUCUAGAACCUGCAGGACUAAAAUUAUUAGCAACUUGCGACCACUUGUUGAUGUCUCCAAUGAAAUUUAGUAAAAGAUCAAUAGACAGUGAGAUAUAUUUGGCCGAGUCUUUCCAAAGAAACAAGCUUAGAGGGUUGGCUUACCAAAUCGAAAUGUAUCUUGUAGAUAACCAUAGAUCGAGAAAACCAGAUUAUCUACAACUAAGAACUAUUUAUGUUUGAAUCAAAAUGUUACUGUGUUUCUAUUAGUUUGUGUAUUCUAUCUUAAAAGAACCCUAUUAAAAUAUAUAAGAACACCAAGAAAAUGAAGAUAUUUUUGUCACAAUGAAUUCUUACAAUUCAAUUCGAUCCAAAUUCAUGGAAAUGCAAACUUUUUGGGUAUGUAAAUGCACACUUUUUCAUCAGAAUUAGGGGUAAACAUAUUAUGUAUCUAUUAAAUUAUGUUGAAAACAAACCCAACUCCGAAACAAAAUAGAAAUGAAAUGUUAGUGCAAAAUAAAUGUGUAAAAUAAAUACAUGGAUUUGCUUUUAAGUUGGCGGGCAUGACAUUGUCAAACAUUCAGUGCCCUUGAAGUGAACACAUAUUCAGUUCAAUCGACCCAAUCGACUUGCAACAUAGCCCAGAACCCCUUAAGAUACAAACACAUUCGAGAUGCCGCCGUGCACUUUGCGCCAGAGAGGUAUGGCCUAUAUACCGCGUCGCGACAAAAAUCGGGAGAAGGAUGUAUUGGCCCCUAAGCCAGUGCAUCCGCGCUCCUUGCGCUUUCAUGGAUUCUUCGGCAUGUCGUAUGUCCACCAACAUGUGAUGGUCGAUGAGCGAUGGACCCCCAACUCGUUGACCGAACAGUUCAAGGGAAUGACCGACUUGUUGACGCGCCGACUGGUGUUCAAGAAUCACGAGUCGAAGGCCAAUCGCCAGAGGUAUUUUCGCGAGAACAAGCGUCUGAAACUGCAAUGUCGCGACGGCCGAACGAAAUUGCAGAAUAUUCUGGUCAACGACAACACCCACAAGAUUCGCAACUUUCUCAUCAACCACAAGGAUAUGCAGCGUCUAUACCAGAAGAUGCCAAUUCACCUUGUGGUGGACAACAUCAACCAACGAACCUUUGUGAUGAGGAAGGAGCGGGAUCGCCUGGAGUUUCGUCUAGAUCAGUUAAAGCAGCACUACAAGGAACAGCUGCUGCGGCGCGCACUUUUGCAGAAUCGCAUCAAGUAUCAAAACGAAUUUAUUCUUGACGAGGAGCUCAAGUCACGGGUGUUCCUCAAGAAGAUCGAGAACUCGAAUGUGCGCCUAAAGGCCAUCAAGACCAUCAACAAUACGUAUAAGAAGAUGAUUCAGGUGCUGGUCCAUGACGAGAUAUUUUACGAGCCCAUUUUGCGGUCGCUCAGCAGUGACAUGGACGACCAGUCGAAUUUCAUCAAGCACAUCCUGUUCCUGGGCAUGCCGGCCAUAGCGAAGUUCAAGGAGCUAAACGAUGAGUUCAGGAACAUGGAGGACAAGUCCCGCAAGAAUCUGCAGGCCAAACUGCAAAUGCUGGCCUCUUUAAAGAAGCCUGGGGGCACAUCGAUCGUUAAUUUCAACAAGCCCAAGGAGGCGCCUCCGACCACGAAUCUGAAGCGGUAUGUUCGCGAGACCCAGAGUAUGAUGAUCUUAAAACUAGAGCUCAAGGCUGUGGAGAAGACUAUCAAAGAGGUCAAGUUUGUGACUCUGUGUUCCCAGGCUAAGGAAAUCUAUCCACGAAUGAAGAGUCAGGUGGACAACAACGACAAGCUGCAUCGCAUGAUUGUCAACGAUAUGUUGGCUCACGAAAUGCUGGAAACUAAGAUGAAGUGCGCCAGUGUUUUGAAGGGGGUGCUGGUAAACAAUCUGUCAGAGGAAGAGAUCAAUCGUCUGGAGCGCAUUAAGGACCUGAAGAAAACGUUGCAGAAAGAUGUUCAAUUCGAACAGGAUACUCUGCAGCAUCUUAAAAAUAGAGCUGAUGCAUAUGUUAUGCUACGAGUGAGCAUUUGGAAUCUGUUGGAAAUUCUCCGCCAUGUUGAUCGCCAGCCCAAAUUGCUACGUGCCCAGUAUCCCAACUCGUACUUGAAGCUGCCGCUGCUCAAGUUUGAAAUGCUGAACAUGAGGGCCGCUGCUCCGGAGAUUUUCGAGGAAAACAUUGACAACAUAAUGCAUAUGGUGAAGCGCAAGAUCUACAAGCUGAUGAAGGCCUAUACAGUGGAGCUGAAACCGGCAACCAUCAAGCGAAAUUGCGAGGAGUACCAUGCCGAUUUCUUGGCCAGCCUGGACAUGUACGAGCCCGUGGACACCGAAGAGCAGGCGCCAACAGCUCCCGAGGACGAUAUCCUGCAGGAGAACAAGACCAUGGCGAAUGUGCCCAAUCGCAAACAGAUCAAGGCCCAAAGUGCCAAGCUCGUCGAGGAGCUGGCCAAGCGGGAGGAAAUGUGAAUGAUUCGAUUCGAUAAGUAUUUGUGUUAAAGCUACCUUAAAUUUUGAGUGAAUUAAAUUCUGCACGUUAAAAAACAA